Thlaspi arvense is the source of this 1818-nucleotide messenger RNA. The record is from the annotation of a GenBank genome assembly. Lineage: Eukaryota; Viridiplantae; Streptophyta; Magnoliopsida; Brassicales; Brassicaceae.
AUGAACGACUACUUCCUCAACCAGUCAACAGCCACCGACGAUAACGCGUCGGCGGCGAUGGAAGCUUUCAUCGGAACAAAUCACUCAACUCUCUGGCCCCAACCAUCUCUUCCUCCUCCUCCUCCACUAUCUCAAUUCAACGAAGACACUCUUCAACAACGUCUCCAAGCUUUGAUCGAAUCAGCAGGAGAAGGCUGGACCUACGCGAUUUUCUGGCAGAUCUCACACGAUUUCGAUUCUUCCACCGGAGACAACACAGUGAUUCUCGGAUGGGGAGAUGGGUACUACAAAGGGGAGGAAGAUAAAGAGAAGAAGAAGAAUAGCUCAAGUUCGAAUUCGGCGGAGCAAGAGCAUCGGAAAAGAGUAAUCCGUGAGCUGAAUUCGUUGAUCUCCGGCGGAACCGGAGUUUCCGAUGAAUCGAACGACGAAGAAGUCACCGAUACUGAGUGGUUCUUCUUGGUCUCGAUGACACAGAGCUUCAUGAACGGCGUUGGGCUUCCCGGGGAGUCGUACUUGAACUCUCGCGUGAUUUGGUUAUCCGGGCCGGGUGCUUUAAUCGGGUCGGGUUGCGAACGAGCGGGUCAAGGUCAGAUAUACGGGUUACAGACGAUGGUGUGUAUCGCGGCGGAGAACGGCGUCGUUGAGCUUGGUUCAUCGGAGGUGUUAAGCCAUAGCUCAGAUCUGAUGGAUAAAGUCAACAGUCUGUUCAAUUCCAACAACGGUAAUGGAGAAGCUUCUUCUUGGGGGUUUAAUCUGAAUCCGGAUCAAGGAGAGAACGAUCCGGCUUUGUGGAUAAGCGAACCGACCACCACCGGAAUCGAAUCGGGUCAGGUAAUCCCGGCGAUAAACAACAGUAAUUCCAAUUCAAAUUCAAAAUCCGAUUCUCAUCAAAUCUCCAAGCUCGAGAAGAACGAGAGCUCGAUUGAAAACCCUAGACAACAACAAAAUCCGUCGCUUGUAGAGCGAGAUUUGAAUUUCUCGAGUUCUGGGUUGAAUCAAAACGGGAACUUUCAAGAUGGGUCGUCGCGGAUGAUGAAAUCGAACGAAACACUGAGCUUUACGGCGGAGGAGAGCAACAAGAGGAGGUCUCCGGUUUCGAAAGGGAGUAACAACGACGAAGGGAUGCUUUCUUUCAGCACCGUGGUUCGUUCCGCGGCGAAAUCCGUCGAUUCGGAUCAUUCCGAUCUCGAAGCGUCGGUGGUUAAGGAAGCAAUUGUCGUUGAACCGGAGAAGAAACCGAGGAAACGGGGAAGAAAACCGGCGAACGGAAGAGAGGAGCCGUUGAAUCACGUGGAAGCAGAGAGACAGAGAAGGGAGAAGCUAAACCAGAGAUUCUACUCUUUGAGAGCUGUGGUUCCCAACGUUUCGAAAAUGGACAAAGCGUCUCUUCUCGGAGACGCCAUUUCGUAUAUCAACGAGCUUAAAUCGAAGCUGCAGCAAGCGGAAUCCGAUAAGGAAGAGAUUCAGAAGCAGCUCGACGGGAUGAGCAAGGAAGGAAACAGGGAAGGCGGCGGCGGAACGAAGGCGAAAGAACGAAAAUGCUCGAAUCAAGAUUCGGCUAGCUCGAUAGAAAUGGAGAUCGACGUGAAGAUCAUAGGUUGGGAUGUGAUGAUACGUGUACAAUGCAGCAAGAAGAAUCAUCCCGGGGCAAGAUUCAUGGAAGCGCUCAAGGAAUUGGAUCUGGAAGUGAAUCACGCAAGUUUGUCAGUGGUGAAUGAUUUGAUGAUUCAACAAGCCACUGUGAAGAUGGGAAGCCAGUUUUUCAAUCAUGACCAGCUCAAGGUUGCUUUGAUGUCGAAAGUCGGAGAAGACAAUUGA